AUGAGUUUAGCCCAGGUAUACUCCUCCCCCGCCCCCUUCGCUGCCUGCACAGGCCCUAACGUGGUCGUGUGUUCUUCAGGUCCUAACAUGGUCGUGUGUUCCUCUGGCCCUAACGUGGUCGUGUGUUCCUCAGGCCCUAACGUGGUCGUGUGUUCCUCAGGCCCUAACGUGGUCGUGUCAGACCCCCUUGUACCAGGACCCCCUUGUACCAGGACCUCCUUGUACCUGGACCCCCUUGUACCAGGACCCCCCUUGUACCAGGACCCCCCUUGUACCAGAACUGUUACUACAGGACCCCCCUUGUACCUGGACCCCCUUUGUACCAGGACCCCCUUGUACCAGGACCCCCUUGUACCAGAACUGUUACUACUGGACCCCCUUGUACCAGAACUGUUACUACAGGACCCCCUUGACCCCUUGUACCAGAACUGUUACUACAGGACCCCCUUGUACCUGGGCCCCUUGUACCAGAACUGUUACUACAGGACCCCCUUGUACCAGGACCCCCUUGUACCAGGACCCCCUUUGUACCAGGACCCCCUUGACCCCCUUGUACCAGGACCCCCUUGUACCAGGACCCCCUUGUACCAGAACUGUUACUACAGGACCCCACUUGUACCAGGACCCUCCUUGUACCAUAACUGUUACUACCUGACCCCCUUGUACCAGAACUGUUACUACAGGACCCCCUUGUACCAUAACUGUUACUACAGGACCCCUUGUACCAGGACCCCCAUGUACCAGGACCCCCUUGUACCAGGACCCCCUUUGUACCAUAACUGUUACUACCUGACCCCCUUGUACCAGAACUGUUACUACAGGACCCCCUUGUACCAUAACUGUUACUACAGGACCCCCUUGUACCAGGACCCCCUUGUACCAGGACCCCCUUGUACCAGGACCCCCCUUUUACCAGGACCCCCUUGUACCAGGACCCCCUUGUACCAGGACCCCCCUUGUACCAGGACCCCCCUUGUACCAUAA
Oncorhynchus nerka (sockeye salmon) is the source of this 984-nucleotide messenger RNA. RefSeq lists its product as uncharacterized. Lineage: Eukaryota; Metazoa; Chordata; Actinopteri; Salmoniformes; Salmonidae. The coding region runs from base 1 to 984 and encodes 327 amino acids. The record is from RefSeq and is a predicted model, not a curated record. The transcript has 5 exons.